Vitrella brassicaformis is the source of this 1165-nucleotide messenger RNA. NCBI's taxonomy places the organism in Eukaryota, Vitrellaceae. The record is from the annotation of a GenBank genome assembly.
CGCUGCUGUCGGAGAAGGAGCCGUUGCGGGCUUCGCGUAUGAGUGAUCUGCUGCACAAUGUCGUUCCGCGAAGUGGAUCUGUUCGGCGGCGCGAUGAGAUGCGCCAUCCCGCAGAGCUUCGCCGACGUCAGGUGAGAACCGCCAGGAAAUGAAUGACACAAGGCAGUGACAGUGAUGGCAGCGGGCAGCAGGACUGAAGCGGAUGAAUGCAUUCAUCUCAUUUGUGUGUGUGUGACCUUGGUGAUUCAGUCAGAUCCGUGAUGUGCCCGACAACCAGGAGGUGUUUGCUGACUUCCACACCGACAGCAGCCUCAUGUUCGAAGUCGUGCAGUACCAACAAACCGUCACCGACCAAGACGCACCAAGGUCAGCCAAUCACACACGAGCUGACUCCACCUCUUGGCCACGACAGAAUGAGUGUUUGUCUGUUGCUUGUAUGUGUUCGUUGCAGGUAUUUCUUUCGUGAUUUGGCUGAGGUGAAUGAGGCCGACCCGUGGGAGGUGCUGCAGGUGAUCCGCCUGGAGCCAGCGAUCAUGCCUAACCUAGAGUGAGUGUGCCUCAACAGACGGAGGAGACAAACCACACUGCAGUAUGAUUGAUUCUUUCUGCGUGUGUGUGUUGUGAAUGUCAGUGGUUCGAUUUGUAAGUAUUUGGUGAUGGGCCAUCAGACGGUGAGCAAGUUCAGGGAGGGCAGGGAAGCCGCCAAUGUCGUCGCCAUCUACAUGGCCAUCAUCAGGCUACCCGGUACGCAGCAUACACGCAGGCCACGCCACCACUACACACCUUUCACACAUCCCCUCAGCAUAUCUCUGCCGCAUGUGUGUGUGGUGUGUCAGAGCAUCAUUCAGAGGUGUUGAUAAGCUUCAACGACCCCCGGUGCCUCAGCCCCGCCAGCAGCAGCGCCCCAGCCUCGCAUGUCGGCGUGCCCAACGGGACCUCGCUUCAUGACGCCUACAGCUACCUCAACCAGGAGGGGCCGCAGCAGUUCCAGAGUCUGCUCGAGACGUUUCAGAUCAGAGACUGGGGGCUGUUCGGAUGAUGGAUGCAUGGAUGCAUGGAUGACGUGAAGCUGUCGAUUAUCGAGUGUAGUAUACUGAUUGACGGCGUAGUGCAUUUAUUUGCUAUGUAUUGCUGCCAUAGUGUGACGGGCGUGAGGACAUCCGUG